Nerophis lumbriciformis (worm pipefish) is the source of this 1111-nucleotide messenger RNA. Its product is annotated as transmembrane protein 47-like. Lineage: Eukaryota; Metazoa; Chordata; Actinopteri; Syngnathiformes; Syngnathidae. Gene Ontology annotation, biological process: cell-cell adhesion. Gene Ontology annotation, cellular component: cell-cell junction. The record is from RefSeq and is a predicted model, not a curated record.
CAGAGCGCGAGACUCACUAAAACGCGGCUAGUGUAUGUCAAGUGAGUGGCAUGGUAGAAGUCGCCUUCACACGCAGACAGGUCCAGCUUCAGUUCAUUUCCCACUAGUGACGGUCCACGGCGGUGUGUGAGGAGGCAAUCAUGUCCGUGGACGACGUGUACGUGCUGCGACCCUUCAAGCUCAUCGCUCUGCUGUGUGUCUUCUUGGCUUUGUGUCUGGACUUGGUGGCUCUGCUCAGUCCAGCCUGGGUUACCGCCGACCACUUUUCUCUGUCUUUGUGGGAGUCCUGCUCUCAGUCCGAGGCCAGGCAGCCGGACGAGGACUCUUCGUGGAGCUGCUUCUCUACCCUCACUUCCGACUGGCAGAUUGCCACCUUGGUGCUGCUGGUGGCCGGCGCCGUGGCGACCCUGGUGGCCUUUCUGGUGGGGCUCAUUUCGCUGUGCCACGGCACGCAGAGAAAGCACUACCGCACGGUGGCCGUGUUCCUCUUCACUGCAGUUGUGCUGCAGGCCUGCGCCUUGGUCUUGUACCCCAUCAAGUUCAUCGACGGGACGGUCCUGCAGACGUAUCACGAGUUCAACUGGGGCUACGGCCUGGGCUGGGGAGCGACCAUCUUCAUGCUGGGCGGAGGAGUCCUCUUCUGCCUGCGGACGGACAUAUACGAGGACGCCAUGUACUGACCUGGCAGCCUCUCUCUCCACACACACACACACAACUCUAACUGUACAUAGAACUCUCUCGGUUAUUUUUAGUCAGACAGCAGAAGACCCUAAACUAGGCCAGGCCUGUUUGUAUAGAGCCCCCUCUCACUACUGCCCCAACACCACACUCGGUAUCGGAGGGAGUUUUCUGAAUGAGCACCAGUUGCUGGACGUUUCCACCGCAUGGGGACCUGCAUGGCUGUCCAUUGUCGGACAAACAGAGGACGGUCUCCUGAACAUUUAAAGGCACCGCUGUUAUUCCUGUAGCGUUUCGUCAUGGCACCACUAUCCUCUAACAUAUAUUUACUAAGUGAGCUUUCAUAUAUGCUGGAUAUUUAUAGUUGGUCUCGUAUAAUGUAAAUGUGUAAAAAGUGUUUCUACAUGAAGGACGUUCUUAAAUAAAUUUAAAA